Penicillium salamii is the source of this 1296-nucleotide messenger RNA. Lineage: Eukaryota; Fungi; Ascomycota; Eurotiomycetes; Eurotiales; Aspergillaceae. The record is from the annotation of a GenBank genome assembly.
AUGGCCUUUCUCUGUCUCCCUAUUUUAUCUUUAUUACAAUCAUAUACACAAGCUUCGUCUGAAUCUGCUGGUCAUAUCAGUCGAAAAUCGCCCAGCAUGGGCCCCAGAGUCAAGAGACCUCGUUUAACUGAUCCAGAACCACCAGUUGAUGGAAUCUGCCAGCCAGCCUCCAGCUCAGAGAAGGAUAGCUGGAAUGGGUUCUGCGAGAUUGAGUCCGAGCCCGCCUUAUUCAAUGUCAUGCUACGGGACUUCGGCGUCAAGGGCGUCAAGGUUCAAGAGGUUGUUUCUCUUGACGAUGAAAUGAUGGCCUUCCUUGACAAGCCAGUCUACGGAUUAAUAUUCCUCUUUCGAUGGCGUCAAGACAACGACGGAAAGCAGGAAGCGACUUGCCCAGAUGGCCUCUGGUUCGCAAAUCAAACAGCUAACAAUGCCUGUGCCAGUGUGGCGCUGCUAAAUAUUGUGAACAAUAUUCCAGAUAUUGAACUGGGCGAUCAUUUACAAUCCUUUAAGGACUUUACCAUGCCGUUCACCCCGGCCUUGCGUGGGGAUGCGAUCAACAACUUCGAGUUUGUGAAGCGAAUACACAACUCUUUUGCCAGAAAAAUGGACAUGCUUAGUUCCGACCUUCAGCUCAAAAACGAGGCCACCACGCGCAAAAAGGGCGCCAAAGGCGAUGAGGAUGAAUCAGAUCCCGCCUUUCACUUUAUUGCCUUCAUGCCGGCUAUGGGCCAGCUGUGGAAGUUGGAUGGCUUAGAACGACAGCCUCGGACGCUUGGUGAAUGUUCAGAUGACGACUGGCUGGACCUGGUCAAACCCAACCUCCUUGAUCGCAUGGCUGCAUACGAGGAGGAUCAGAUUGAGUUUUCCAUCUUGGGCCUAGUGCGAGACCCUCUACCUGACCUAGUCACCGAGCUGGCUGUCAACGUGAAGGGACUGGAAGUGCUCCACGAACGUGCCCCGACUUUGCAGUCUGAAGCCCUGAUGGGUGACACUGUCCUCGGACCUGACCCCUCUUUGGCCCUCACCCGAGCAAGUAUUGAUGCAGCUGUGAUCCCCGCAGAUGUUCUCAAUGUAUACCGCACAUGUCCUGAGAGUCAGUUAUCGGAGCAUCAGCAGACCGCUCAUAGACUUCAGGGUGAAUUACGAGCCCGAAUUCGCGAGGAACAGCAGUCUCGUCGGUCGGAUGAUGAAUAUGCGGCGGGUCGUCGGUAUGACUACGGCCCAGCGGUUCGGUGGUGGCUCCGGCUCUUGGCGCGGAAGCAAGAACUGCAGGCGUUGUCCCUCGUGGUAGACUGA